This is a messenger RNA of Arachis ipaensis, 2863 nucleotides long. NCBI's taxonomy places the organism in Eukaryota, Viridiplantae, Streptophyta, Magnoliopsida, Fabales, Fabaceae. The record is from RefSeq and is a predicted model, not a curated record.
CGGAGAGAUAGCGAGAGAUGAACGGCGAUGCAGAGUGAGCUCGGAGAGUGUGAGACAGGUGAGCUCGUGGUGACAGGGAGCUCGCGGUGACGGGGAGACACUACGCGAAGCAGGGAAGCAACAGCAAGACUGGCAAGGAGGCAAAGAAGCAGUGACGCCCCACGGCAAGGAGCGGAGCAACGACGACUACGGCACACGCAGUUAAGAGAGAUUGAGUUGAGAUACGCAGUGAAUAGAGUGGGGUUUCUGCCUACGGCGAUGGUGGAGGCUGGGAGGAAGUAUUAUAUCUAAUGUAAUUUGUUAUGUAUUAUUUUCGUACUCCAGUGUAUAUAUACUCUUGUAAACCAAAUACCAAUACACAAUACAAUUCCUUUUCACUUUUGUAUUGUAAUAUGGUAUCAGAUGAGAAAUUUCACGCUUUUCCCCUUUUCCCUCUUUGGUAACCCUUUCCGAGAAAAUUUCCUAAUUUUCUCGCCACGAUCCUCUCUCGUAUUCAUCAUGAACAUCAUAACCACUUAGAUUUCUCCUUUUCUUCAAUCGAUUCUUUCGAUUCUUUCUAUUCUUUGAUUUCUUCUUGACUAAUUUCUGAGCAACGAUGUCGACCCUUCCAAAUGAAGGUCCGUCACAGGCGGCGGCUCCUCCGACUUCGAUGCUACGUUCGUCAAUUCCUGACGCUUAUACACUUCAUUCAAGUGAUCACCCAGGGCUCAUACUGGUGUCUCAACCACUUCAAGAAGAUAACUAUGCUUCUUGGUGUCGAUCGAUGCGUCUCGCACUCAGUGGAAAGCGCAAAAUCGGGUUCAUUGAUGGCUCCCUCCCAAAACCAGACCCUGCUCUUGAUCCAGUGCUUGCAGAAACAUGGCAAUGCACCAAUGAUAUAGUCACUACUUGGUUGCUAAAUUCGAUUUCAAAAGAUAUCGCAACAAGCGUGAUUUACGCUGGCUCAGCUGCACUUUUAUGGCAAGAUUUGGAAGCUAGGUUCUCCCAAAGCAACGCGCCUCAAAUUUUUGAGUUAAAGAAAUCACUGAUAACACUAACUCAAGGAUCUCUCACUGUUUCACAGUACUUCACAAAAUUGAAGAUUCUUUGGGAAGAAACUAACACAUGGACCUUGGCGCCUCUCCCACAAGGAAAACACACCAUAGGCUGCAGAUGGGUAUACAAGGUAAAGUGUAAGGCUGAUGGAUCAGUGGAGAGAUACAAGGCGAGGUUGGUCGCAAAGGGAUAUACGCAACAAGCUGGGAUAGAUUACAAAGAUACCUUUUCUCCAGUGGCCAAAUUAACUACUGUUCGGGUUCUUCUAUCACUAGCAGCCAUCAAUAACUGUUUUUUGUUACAAAUGGACGUGAAUAAUGCGUUCCUUAAUGGUGACCUCUUUGAGGAAGUCUAUAUAGAUUUGCCUCUUGGAUACAAGACUAAGGAGUCGAAUCUUGCGUGCAAAUUGAAUAAGUCCAUUUAUGGCCUAAAGCAAGCAUCCAGACAAUGGUUCUUUAAAUUCUCCUCAAUAUUAUUGAGCCACAAUUUCAAACAAUCCAAGAGAGACUACUCCCUUUUCACUUUUGGCACAGGUGACAGCAUAGUCUACUUGUAUACGUGGAUGACAUCAUCUUGGCAAGCUCUUCCAAAAAAAUGAUGUGCAAGGUACAACACUUGUUAGAAUCUAUGUUUAAACUCAAGGUUUUAGGUGAUUUAAAGUACUUUUUGGGGCUGGAACUUGCAAGAUUACCUGAAGGCAUUGUCCUUAGUCAAAGAAAGUACACCUUGAGCAUAUUGGAAGACACCAACUUUGUUGAUGCUAAGCCGAGUUCCUUACCUAUGGAGACAAAUCUGAGGAUGAGUGCCUUUGAUGGGGACCCAUUGCACGAUCCUUCUACUUAUAGGCGUAUAAUUAGGAGGCUAAUGUACCUUACAAUAUCACGCCCCGACAUCACAUAUGCUGUCUCCACAUUGAGCCAAUUUCUAUCCAAACCAACCACCACUCAUCUUACUGCUCUCCACCACUUACUGAGGUACUUAAAAGGGAGUGUGGGACAAGGCCUUCUCUUCUCUGCCAAGUCAGAACUGCAACUUAUGGCAUACGCUAAUGCUGAUUGGGCAGGUUGCCCGGACACUAGAAGAAGUGUCACUGGUUACUGUGUUUUCAUUGGUGAUUCCCUUAUCUCCUGGAGAUCAAAGAAGAAGCAACACACUGUCUCAAGGUCUUCCGCUGAAUCUGAAUACCGGGCUAUGGCAGCAGUGGCAGCUGAAUUAACCUGGUUGAAAGGUCUUCUCUCUGACUUUCAAGUUGACAUCCCAUCUUCUAUGCUCUUUUGUGACUCACAAUCAGCCAUCCACAUUGCAACGAAUCCCACAUUUCAUGAGAGAACAAAGCAUAUCGAGAUCGAUUGUCACUUUGUUCGAGAGCGAGUGAUGGCAGGAUUUCUGAAUCUCCUUCACGUUCGGACACAAUACCAACUAGCUGAUGUGUUUACUAAGCCUGUAACUCUAGCUCAGUUCAAUAAUCUCAUUUCCAAGUUUGGCAUGAUAAACAUUUAUCUGCCAACUUGAGGGGGGAUAUUAUAUCUAAUGUAAUUUGUUAUGUAUUAUUUUCGUACUCCAAUGUAUAUAUACUCUUGUAAACCAAAUACCAAUACACAAUACAAUUCCUUUUCAAUUUUGUAUUGUAAUAGGAAGGGAAGUGAGCUCGACGAUGGUGGGAAGAAGAAGAUGAACAAAAAGGCGAGCACUGGCGGCCGUUUGAAGACGAAAGAUGGCUUGGCAACAACACACACAAGGAUUUGAAGAAGAAAGAGAGCUUCUGCGAAGAAGAAAUGGUUAUUUAUUUAUUUAUUUUUUAAGUUAAAGAGGGAAUGGGGAUUUUGGG